CCCGCGUCCCCUCAAGCCUCCGUUUUCUAUGAGGACGCAAUCAGCUGUUUCUCCACAAACAUCAAUUUCCUUUACGUUCAAGGAGGCUUUUUUCCCAUUUUAAAGUCCAAUGUCUUCUGCGGCAAGUGAAGUGCAGUCACCUGUCGACAAAGAAAAUGGCUCUUUGCCGCAGAGUGAAGAAAAACUUUGUGAUCUGCCUUCAUCCGCGACCCCAGAGGAGAGAAUCGAGCAUAAACUGGCGAAGGCAGUGGGCUUCAAGCAAAAGGGAAAUGACCACUUCAAGCAGCAGCAGUUGAAGAAGGCCAUAAGGAAUUAUCAUAGUGGACUCAUGUAUAUGAAGGCAGUGGAUCAGGACAUGAAUCCAAAUAAACAUUUUGGCCAAAGUCGCGCUGCCCCAAAGCUACCCCAAGAGACGAAAGAUGCUGUGAUGAUGAUAACUGCUGAUCUGCACAACAAUUUAGCAGCAUGCUUAUUAAAGCAAGAACCUGUAAGGUACGAGAGAGUGGUUGAGUGUUGCAAGCAAGUGACCGAGUUCCAGCCCAAGAACGUGAAGGGUUGGUACCGCCUUGGGCUCGCUCAGUUCCACCUCCGAGACUACGAUGCGGCAAAAGAGGCCCUAAAAGAAGCUAAUGCAAUAUCUGAAGGCAAAGACACAGCAGUACGAAAAUUGAUGCUCCAAGUAGACCAGGAACUAAGGAAAGAAAACAAGAAAUUCAGUGACAUGUUUAAGAACAGUCUUUUGGUGAAGCAGUCUUGACAAUAAUGUUGUUAAAAGUCCAAUAACCAUGUAUAAUUCCCUUGCAUCUCGUAAGGUCUUGAAUGUCAUGCCUAUAGAAAUAAGUUGUUUUUUUUCCUUCCAAACUUUAAGCAGUGUUGUUUUUGUUGUGUUUCAUUGGUGAUGUAUGUGGAUGGGUACAAGAAUUAUUUUUCCUGUGAAAGAAAUUAUGUGAUGUUAGCUAGUGAAAAGAAGUGGAUUGCGUUAUCUUGCAAAAUAUGACAUAUGUUUUACUGAUGCAGUACAAACAAUAGGCCCACUAAGAAUUAUGGACAAUGAUUCUUCAGAUAUCAGAACAGUAUAUGGUACUCAGGAACUAUAGUGUAACUGCAUGUUUAAUCAAAAUCAGUUUUUUUGUUUUUUUUCAUAAUUGUUUAAUUCACUUUUGUUAGCUAGGGUGAUGAGAUUGCAGCAUUAUUUUCAUUUUUAGAUAUGCAUUGUUGGUUUAUUAAUAUUUUAUUUUUUUAUGAUUGUAAUACUGGUAUGCAUUGCUUGACAACAGUGUAUUUCAAUAUGUAACAGUUAACAGAUGUGAAUAGUAUACUUGGCAUUUGUUUAUUCUGUUUUUUUGUUUUAUGUAUUCAUUUAUUAACAUUUCAGUAUUUUGCUUAAGACUGUGAUUCAAAGUCAUUAUAGAAAUGUACCCAAUAUUUUCCAUUGACUCGGCUUAAUAACUGACUGAUCUGGAGAAACAAAUUUGUGAUAUU
Molecule: messenger RNA, 1482 nt
Organism: Penaeus indicus
Lineage: Eukaryota; Metazoa; Arthropoda; Malacostraca; Decapoda; Penaeidae
Product: tetratricopeptide repeat protein 9C-like
Exons: 5
Coding region: 110-757 (215 amino acids)
Molecular function (GO): protein binding
Source: RefSeq, a predicted model, not a curated record